Molecule: messenger RNA, 2003 nt
Organism: Hyla sarda
Lineage: Eukaryota; Metazoa; Chordata; Amphibia; Anura; Hylidae
Gene: RAB40C
Product: RAB40C, member RAS oncogene family
Exons: 7
Coding region: 515-1375 (286 amino acids)
Biological process (GO): protein localization to plasma membrane; intracellular signal transduction
Cellular component (GO): synaptic vesicle; endosome; plasma membrane
Molecular function (GO): GTPase activity; GTP binding
Source: RefSeq, a predicted model, not a curated record
GUCACAAUAGACGUUGUAAUUUCUCUGCGGUCCUAUAGGUGUCACUGUCCGCGAUUCCUCGCUGCUUACACAGCGGGAGGUGGAGCCUCUACCCCUGGGGAGGCAAACUCUUUGGUGACGUUUGCUGCAUCAUUCAGCGCCUGCGCAGUGUAUCGAGGAGGCAAAGGCAGAUUGGAGGGCUAAAGCUGUGACUUAUGAGCUGGGGCCCGCAGUCCUCUGAGCUCCAGAGCGCCCCCAUUCCCCUACAGACGAGUCACGGUCCUGGAGAACUUGUGUGAGCAGAAGAGGCCGCAGCCCGACGCUCGCGUACUUUGUGUCCCAGGUGUCAGGCCUCCUGCCCGGCUGCCCUGUCGGAUCUCUUCCCCACCCGGUCUCUCAGGGAUAUUUAGAUGAGGCAGUAGUGAAGUGCACAUCCCAUCUGCAGUCUCUAGAAGCCUUUCCUGGACUGGUAGAGGACAAUUCGGAGGAGCCUGACAUGCCGUUUGCCUCCUGAGGAGUGGGGGGGGGGGGGAGAAUGGGCACUCAAGGCAGCCCUGUGAAGAGCUACGACUACCUCCUGAAAUUCCUGCUGGUGGGAGAUAGCGAUGUCGGAAAGGGAGAGAUCUUGGAGAGUUUGCAGGACGGAGCGUCGGAGUCCCCUUACUCCUAUAGUAACGGUAUUGACUACAAAACUACAACUAUUCUCCUAGAUGGCCGACGGGUGAAGCUUGAGCUGUGGGACACUUCUGGCCAGGGAAGGUUUUGCACCAUCUUUCGUUCUUACUCCAGAGGAGCUCAGGGUAUCCUCUUGGUCUACGAUAUCACCAAUCGAUGGUCCUUCGAUGGAAUAGACAGAUGGAUCAAAGAGAUUGAUGAGCACGCACCAGGUGUCCCCCGUAUAUUGGUGGGGAAUAGACUCCACUUGGCCUUUAAAAGGCAAGUGCCCACUGAGCAGGCCCGGGCCUAUGCUGAGAAGAACGGAAUGACGUUUUUUGAGGUCAGCCCGUUAUGUAACUUCAACGUGACCGAGUCCUUCACUGAACUGUCCCGGAUAGUGCUGAUGAGGCAUGGCAUGGAGAAGAUCUGGAGACCAAACAGGGUAUUCAGCCUGCAGGAUCUGUGUUGCCGGGCGAUUGUUUCCUGCACCCCUGUACAUCUCAUUGAUAAGCUUCCCCUUCCAGUGGCCAUCAAGAGCCACCUGAAAUCCUUUUCGAUGGCCAAUGGGAUGAAUGCCGUGAUGAUGCAUGGACGAUCCUACUCGGUCGCUGGCGGCAGCGGCGGAGCGGCUGGCGGCGGCGGGGGAAGCAAAGGCAACAGCCUCAAACGAUCAAAGUCCAUUCGGCCUCCGCAGAGUCCUCCACAGAACUGCUCAAGAAGCAACUGUAAGAUUUCCUAGCCGUAGGGGGUCCGGAGAACAUCAGGCUGCUAAAGGCAAUAAACCCUACAAUGUCAGUGGCGAUACGGCCGGGGGAGCCUGCAGUUGGCAUCAGCAUGGACUUCGGUGCCCUGUAUGAGAGCGGCUGGAGGAGAUGACCUGGAAGUGGUCAUUCAUCUGCCGCCCACUCGCCACCCAACCAAUCCUACAAAAGACAAAACACUGCAUGAUGGACGUGCCUCACCCCCCCCCCCCCCGCAUCCCCGAGAGCAGCAGAGCGUGCACUGUGCUAAAGGAACCCCCCCCCUUUAUUUAUAAGUAUAUAACUGACACCUCCCUUUUUUUUUAUAAAUGUAAUGCCUGACUAUGACUCUUCCGUAUCAUGCUGUAAAUAAUCUUUUUACACCCAAUCUUUCCACACCAGGGACAGACGUGUGGAGCAUUUGUCAUAAACCUUUUUACUAACCGCGGUAACCAACCAUUUAACCAAGUCAUUCAAAGCUUAUAGACUCAACGUAAACAGGGGUGUGCAUAGUAAUAGCGAGCGUCAUGUCGCCUGCAGUGAUGGCUUCCUUUUUGUAUGCACAAUGGCAGCCGGGGCCCUAUUGUAGCUGUCUCUGGGACCUAAAGGAAAAAAAAAAAAAAACAA